CAUUUUGUUUCUCGACUUAUCGCUAACUUCACCGACUUUUAUGUCAAAAGAAAAGUCAAAACUGAAAGCAAGUGUAGUGCUGUGUUGUGUUUUGUGGUCGUAAACUUUUAUUUUUAGCAGAUGUUGAACAGAUAUUCAAAUUGUCCAAGUUUCAGAAGUUUUUUUGAUAACAUGAUCACCGAUCCAAUUCGGAGGAGUAGGUUUCCGUUGUCCUAACAGUCGGUGAGAAUGGCCGUCUCGGCAUCAGACAUCGAAGACUUUAUGAGCGGCCCUCUAGUUUCGUGGCUAAAAUCAUGUCAUCCGAACCCACAAUGCAUCACAGAAUACUCCUCCCUGUUCGACGGGGACAUUAUCCACCAGGCCUACCUCCAGAUAGACCCGGAGCCUUCAUUCCACAUCACCAAGCUGGACGGACUAGAGGACCAGGCAUUACUGCUGGGGAGGGUGAAGAACUUUGACGCUAUAGUGAAGAAUGUGCAGGCAUUGUAUGAAGAGGAGCUGGGCAUGACGCUGCUGGUGGUGCCGGAGUGCGUGAGCCUUGGCCGCGCGCCGGAGAGCCACGCUGGGCUCGAGCAUAUGCGCCUGCUGCUGCUGCUGCUGCUCGGCGCCGCCGUGCACUGCCCCAACAAGGAGCUCUUCAUCACAAGGAUCAAGGAGCUGGACGUCGACCUGCAGCAUGCCAUCGUCGAGUGCAUCAAGCAGGUGACGGACACGCAGACGGUGGCGCUGCCGGCGGAGGCGGCGGAGUCCCCGGCCGUGUUCCAGCACAUGCGGCGCCUGGCGCGCGAGCGGGACCUGUACCUGCGGCGCUGGGCGGCGCUAGUGGCGGGGGGCGACGCGGGGGACGCGGGGGGCGUGGGGAGGGACGCGCUCCCGGCCCCCGACUCGCAGCAUCUCGCGGUGGAGCUCGCCGACUGGAAGGCGAGGCUCAGGAAACAGAGGCAGGAGCUCGAGGAGAAGUCGGAGCAGCUGGCGGAGUGCCGCUCGGAGCUGGCUCACGCCGCGGCGGUGGCCACGCGGCUGCGCGCCGACGCCGCCGCGUGGCAGGCCGAGGCGCGCCGCGCCGCCGCCUUGCGCGACGAGCUGGACGCGCAGCGCGAGCGCGCCGACCGCGCAGACAGACUCGAGCAAGAAAUAGAAAAGUACCGCUCGCGGCUGUCGGACGCGGAGUACUACAAGUGCCUGGUGGGCGAGCUGCGCGACGACAACCGCGCGCUGCUGGAGGCGCGCGAGCAGCUGGAGGAGCAGCUGGCGGGGGCCGGGCGCCGCGCCGCCGCCGCCGCCGCGCUGCAGGCCGCGCUGCUGCAGGCGCGCCGCGACGCCGCCGACCGCCAGCUGGAGCGCGACGCGGCCCAGCAGAAGCUCCAAGAGCUGAUGGAAGAGAAUAACCAGCUCCAAUACGUGACUAAAUGCAUGCUGAGCGAGAGCCAAGGCGGGGCCGAUCCGGACGAGGGGGGGGCUACUCCGGAGGCAGCCGACACGAGUCUGAGUGAGCAGCUGUCGUCGCGCCGCGCGUUGAGGCUGGAGCUGGAGUGCAGGCGCCUGCGCGCCGCGCUGGCCCGGCUGCAGGACGAGCCGCCGCCGCCCGACCAGGUGGUGGAGCUAGAGACGGAGAACAAGAAGCUGAAGCUGAAGUGCGAUCAGCUUGAUUCGUCGUGCGAGCGGCUGCGGGCGCAGGCGGCCGAGCUGGACCAAGUGUUCAAGAACGCACUCGACGAGAACGCCAAGUUGCAGGACGCACUGGACAGUAAGCAGGCGCUCAUAGACAAGCAAGCCGUGGACAGGGAGGCCGAGAAGAACAAGCUGCAAGACUUCGAGAAGCAUCUGGAAGCACUUACCAAAGAUAAACAGAGGAUCCAGAUGUUGUGUGAUUCGAUCCAGCGGCGCGCGGACGAGCUGGAGAAGACUCUAGACGCGAGGAGCAAGGAGCUGGCGUUCGCGCGCCCUGAGGCGGACCGUCUGCCGCCCUUGCUUAUAGAGCUCGAGGAACUCAAGACCAAGCUCACCUACAGCGAGAAGGAAACACACAAUCUACAGAGAGAAGUGUAUAAGUUAAGGGAAGCGGUUGAAGAAAAGGACGUCUCCCUCGAUAAGGUUACUACAGAAAUAGAGUUGAAGAGAAGAGAAAUCGAACGACUGACGAAGGAAAUAGAAUCGGCCAACAAUAUGGUCUGCAAGCUGCAGGACUUCGAGCAGAAGGCGAAGGAGCUCAAGUCGCAGAAGAAGAUGGACAGCGAGACCAUACAGACCUUGCAGAAAGACUUGAUCGCCGAGAAAGUGAACUUCGACAAAGUCAGGAAUUGCAUAGCGAAGUUAGGAAUCAAUGUGACGGAGCUGGCGACCAGGGACCUGGGAGUAGAGGAGUUAUUGGAGCGAAUCCUCGGCAACUCCGAGCACGAGGCGAUCAUCGCGCACCUCGCCGCCGCGCCCUGCGACUGCACGGAGAGGGAACAAUCCGCGGAGUCUACCGCGACUGACCCGCAUGUAGAGCAGCUGACGGCGGAGCUGACGGCGGCGCAGGCGGCGCUGGCGGCGGCGCAGGGCGAGUUGGCGGCGCGGCAGGUGGCGGCGGCCACGGCGGCGGCGCGCGCCGGCUCGCUGGCGGCCCAGCAGCACACGCUGCAGCUCGCCAACAGCCAGCUGGCGGCGGAGAAGGAGGAGCUGGCGGCGCGCCUGUCCGCGCUGGCGGCGGCGCACGGCGCGGCGCAGCGGGACACGGCGGCGCUGCAGCGGCUGCACGAGGCGCUGGCGGCGCAGUACGAGGCGCUGGCGGCCGAGCGCGAGCCGCUGCGCGCCGCCGCCCGCGACCUGCGCGCCGAGAUCCGGGACUUGAAGGACAGCUUGGCUGCGAGCGAGAAGAAGGUCGCCGACCUCGAGGCCGAGAAGGAAAACGUCAAGGUCGAGGCGAGGAAUUUAACCAACCUGCGCGCCGAACAUUCGAAACUGAAGGACGACUUCAGGAACUUGUUCACGGCGAGCGACCGGCUGAAGAGCGAGUACCGCGGCAUGCAGGAGCAGUGGCGCGCGGCGCGGGACGAGGCGGCGGCGGCGCGGGGGGCGGCGGCGGCGGCGCGGGGGGAGGCGGCGGCGGCGCGCGCGGCGGCGGCGGCGGCGCGGGGCGAGGGGGAGCUGCUGCGCGACGUGAACGCGGCGCUGGAGGGCGACCGGCGCGCGCUCAUGGAGCACGCCGCCGCGCUGCUGGCGCAGUACCACGAGCUGCUGGCGCACGCGCUGGCCGACCAGCAGCACUACCACCGCGAGGAGCGCCUGUUCGCCGACCGCCUGCACGCGCUGUGCCGCCAGAAGGAGAAGCUGGAGGAGAAGAUCAUGGAGCACUACCGGCGCCUGGACUCCAGCCCGGGCAAGCGGCGCGGCUUCGGCGCGGCGCUCGUGCAGCGCGUGCGGCGCGCCGGCUCCGAGCUCAUCCGCGCGGGGCGGGGGGCGCGCGGGGCGGGGGGCGGGGGCGCGGGGGGGGACGCCGCGCCCGGCUCGGGCUCCGACUCGGACCACACGGCGCGCUCGGACCCCGCGCAGGACGCGGCGGACGGGCUGUCGGGCUCCGUGUCCGCGCCCAGCCUGGACUCGCUGGAGCCGCCCGCGCGCCGCCUGUCCGCCAGCUCCGUGCCGGGUGCGGGGGGGCGGGGCGGGGGGGACGCGGCGCUGCUGCGCGCCUCGCUGCGCCGCCCCGCGCCCCCCACGCACCGCGCCAGCUACCAGGGGCCGCCCGCCGACGACCCACUCACGCCGCCAGUGUCGACGCCGUCGCCGGUGUUCGGGUCGGCGGGGUCGCGGCGCACCGUGUACGUGGCGGACCUCGCGCCCCCCGCGGCCCCCGCCGCGCCCCCCGCUCCCCCCGCCGCGCCCCCCGCGCCCGCCGCCGCACCCCCCGCGCCCGCCGCCGCGCCCCCCGCGCCCGCCGCCGCCAGCACGCCGCUCAAGGACGCGCCCACCUACCUCGUGUACAACCGCAUCUCCACGGUCAUCGGCGCGCCCGACGCCUCGCCCGACCAGUCGCCGGACCAGUCGCCCGACGCGCCCGCGCCGCCCGCCGACCGGACCGACAACUCGAAGGAGUCCGCUAUCUGGUACGAGUAUGGCUGCGUUUGAAAACUUAUUCUUUUAAAGGGUCCCACGCCUGCCGUCAAGCUUGCAGAA
This is a messenger RNA of Plutella xylostella (diamondback moth), 4155 nucleotides long. The record is from RefSeq and is a predicted model, not a curated record. NCBI's taxonomy places the organism in Eukaryota, Metazoa, Arthropoda, Insecta, Lepidoptera, Plutellidae.